This is a messenger RNA of Sorghum bicolor (sorghum), 3465 nucleotides long. RefSeq names its product wall-associated receptor kinase 5. The transcript has 9 exons. Gene Ontology annotation, biological process: cell surface receptor signaling pathway; protein phosphorylation. The coding region runs from base 1123 to 3327 and encodes 734 amino acids. Gene Ontology annotation, cellular component: plasma membrane. Gene Ontology annotation, molecular function: ATP binding; calcium ion binding; protein serine/threonine kinase activity. NCBI's taxonomy places the organism in Eukaryota, Viridiplantae, Streptophyta, Magnoliopsida, Poales, Poaceae. The record is from RefSeq and is a predicted model, not a curated record.
AUCUUUAUCACUGCCGUUUCUUUGUCUGAUUUGGAGGGCCCAUUUUUUCAGUACUGUUCAAAAAUUGGGAAUCACGCCUCUCUGUUUCUGAGCAUUCAUUUCCUUUUCGUCUUCCUCCCCUCGACGCUUUGCCCCGCGACACGCGCCCAAGGCGAUUUCGUCGGCACGACGGCGAUUUGGUUCGGCGAACUCGCACUUCUCGAUGUAGAGUGAUGCCGAAGGAUAAAGACUUCCUUUCUCAUGCUGAAUGUAUCGAUGGGGAUAAUGAUGAUGAUUUCAAUAUGAACUCUGAAGAAAACAUAGCUUCUUUGGAUCCACAUUUGUCAGAGGAUGAGAUUGAUGAAGGUGAACUAGUGAAGACGACUUACAUGCAUUUCAUACAGGUGCUAGCUACUGUCAUGUUUGCAUUAGACAGAGAAAUGCUACCCUAUUUACUUGUGAAGGAUCUGAUUUUGCAAUAUGCAGUGUUGGUCUCUAUACACUUUAAGGUCACUUCAAGGAAAUGGACCAACUGACAAAAUUUCAAAAGUGAUUGGCCUCAUGUAGUCUCUUGCUAUCUUGCUACAGGUAGCUUGUCAAUGAAGAAUUCUGCUUCAAGCAUGUUUAGUGGAAAGAAGCCUAUCUAAGAAGUGGUUAGUUUGGUUGGAUGCAUAUUUGAUGAGAAGAGGAAGACCAGAGUUUCAACAACUUGUUACAAAACAAAAGCAACACAAGCUCCGACAUCCGAGAGAGAUCACAUAUAUAAUUGAUUGAAAUGGAAUAAAAGAACACCAAGCCUCCUCUGCGCCAGUGUAAGUGCAGCUCGCAGCAACCAACAACCCCAAAGUCUGGCUUCCAGCUUCCUCCUUGCAGUUGCAAGUCAGAGCUUCUGAAGACGCUGGCAGGUUUCUGAAGAUGCCAUGUCUAUGUAUCCAGAGGUACCAAGCACAUAGCAGCAAGUCAGCAAGUAAGUAUUGCACCGGUAUUACGGGGAUCACAGGUCAUCAAACUUGUUCCACGAUUUUUGUCUUUCAGACUUUCUAUUUCUAGUUGAUAAAUACAGUAGUUGCCAUAUUCUCCCCAUAGCUGCUAGCGGCUAGCCUAUUCUCUGAUCUUGUCUUACAUCAAAGAACACGGAAGGAAAUGCUUCUCCCUGCUUUUCUCCUGCAACCGCUCCUCCUCGCAUGCUUCUUUUCAUCCUUUGUUCAUCCUAUGGAACCAAACACAUCAAGAUCUUGGCGGUGCGCCAAUAUGUCCAUUCCUUAUCCUUUUGGUAUUGCUGGCGAUGGCGGGAGCCCCUUCCUGUCCCAAGGCUUCCAGAUAUCAUGUGGCUCACGUCGAUCUGCUGCCUUGUCUGGUCCGUCGCUGCCCAUUGGGAACAGCGUGUUUGGGAUUCUUGACAUCUCAUUGCUGGAUGGUUUUGUGACCAUAGCAGCUAGUGCCAGCUCUCAGCAGUGCAAGGGGAACUCUAGCUUUACCCUUGAGGGUACCAUCUUCACAUACUCAGAUACAAGAAACAAGUUCACAGCUCUGGGUUGUAACGUGGUGGCCAUGCUGUUGAAUGGCAGUAGUGGUGGGUAUACCGGUGGCUGUGCUUCCUUUUGCUCUACCAAAGAUAAUAUCGUUAAUGGUUCGUGCUCUGGUGUGGCUUGCUGCCAAGCUCCGGUGCCGAAAGGGCUAAAGAAGAUGGAGCUAGAAUUCAGUAUUAUAUCCAACAAGUACAACAGCACUCCACCAUGUGGCGAGGCUUUCAUCGUGGAGCAGAACAAGUAUGUGUUUUCAAGUCUUGACUUGGAUAACAAGCCUCAAUACCGACCUGUUGUGCUUGAGUGGUCUAUAGAUGGUGGCAGCUGUGAAGAGGCAAAACAGUCCUCCACAUCGUAUGCCUGCCGGGAGAAUACCUACUGCUACAACUCACCAAAUGGAAUUGGUUACCGCUGCAAUUGCUCCGAUGGAUUUCAGGGGAACCCAUACCUGCCAGGGCCUGACGGUGGAUGCCAAGAUAUUGAUGAAUGCACCACCAGAAAUCCGUGCACACAUAAGUGCGUCAACACAAAACCUGGUUUCCACUGCAGGUGCCCCGCAGGGAUGAGCGGCGAUGGCUUCAAAGAGGGAAGUGGUUGCAAUGGAGUAGGCACGCUAACAAUUGCCGGAGUCACGGGACUAGCUCUGCUAGUGCUUCUCUUUAUUCUUGGUUUCUGGACCCAUUGGCUUGUUAAGAAGAGGAAACUUGCAAAGACAAAACAGAGAUACUUUAUGCAGAAUGGUGGCUUGUUGCUGAAGCAGCAGAUGUUUUCUGAGAGGGCACCGCUGCAUAUAUUCACCUCUAGUGAGCUUGACAAAGCAACCAGUAACUUCAGUGAUGACAAUAUUAUUGGCAGAGGGGGAUUUGGGACUGUGUACAAAGGCAUACUAUCCAACCAAGUGGUUGUGGCAAUCAAGAAGGCACAACGAGUUGAUCAGACCCAGAUGGAACAAUUCGUCAACGAGUUGAUCAUUCUUUCACAAGCGAACCACAAACAUGUGGUCCAACUAUUAGGAUGUUGUCUUGAGACUGAAGUUCCUUUAUUGGUUUAUGAGUUCAUUACCAAUGGGGCCCUUUUUCAUCAUCUACACAAUACAUCAUCCCCGAUGUCAUGGGAGAACCGUCUAAGCAUUGCAGUUGAAACUGCAUCGGCACUUGCAUACUUGCAUUUAGCUACAAAGAUGCCAAUAAUUCACAGAGAUGUCAAGUCAUCAAACAUACUUCUUGAUGAGAAUUUCACCGCAAAGGUGUCUGAUUUUGGUGCCUCAAGGCCAAUACCCUACAAUCAGACCCAUGUGACAACAUUAGUGCAAGGGACACUAGGGUACCUUGACCCUGAGUACUUCCAGACAAGCCAAUUGACUGAGAAGAGUGAUGUGUACAGUUUCGGUGUGGUACUUAUCGAGCUACUAACAAGGAAGAAACCUAUUAUGGAUGGUAUGAUGGAAGAUGUGAGAAGCCUAGUACUGCAAUUUAGUAUGUUAUUCCAUCAAAAUAAGUUGUUGGAGAUUGUUGAUCCUACAGUAGCCGAAGAGACUGGAAUGCGACAUAUUGAAACGAUAGCAAAGUUGGCGUUACGAUGCUUAAGGUUGAAAGGUGAAGAAAGACCAAGGAUGAUAGAGGUUGCAAUUGAACUUGAAGCACUGAGAAGGUUGAUGAAACAACAUUUUAUCAUGAAGAGCGAGUCUUUGCUUCACGAGUCAUGGUGCCAUGAAGAGAUGAGCAUUCAUGCACCAUCGAAUUUUUGCCUUGGCGAUGAUGACAUUCCUGAAGAUGAAAGCCAAGAGAUCAUUCUACUUCCAUCCAAUAGUCUCUCAGCCUAACUCAAUAACUGUCAAAAAAAGGAGGUUUUAGCUGAUUCUACCUUCUCAAUUGUUAAAUCAAUCUUAGUAAUCUCUACAUCUUGUGUUUAGCUUCCAACCUGGUUAAUGAAAUAUUUUAUACAUGUCCUUUUUUGUGAA